AAGUGGUCCCCGAGACAAUAAUAAUGCAGCUCUGUGUUUUUAAGAAGAGAGUUGAAGAUCAUUCUGCCCUCUGUUUUCUUCAAUGGUCGCCAGGAAUUGAACAGCGGAAAUAGUUCAGCUUUUAUUCUGCUGCAUAGACAGAAGUUAAGCUUUCUAAAAAUAGAUGCUUAGACUAAAUGUUUAUUGCUCUAUAAUUCCUAACGCAACACCAGUCAAGCUUGAAAGCUGGAGGGGUUCAUGGAUUAUUAAUCAUCACAGAGCUCGGAAGUCGCCUUGGGGGAUUUCCGUCAGGGCCUUGAAAGAUGAAACGGGUGGGGGUACAAGCAGCUCUCCAGGCAGGAGCUGGGACCCUGGUUUGGAAAUUGAGGUCCCUUAUGAACAAAGGCCGGUGAACGAAUACUCAUCUCUGAAAGAUGGAGUUCUGUAUUCAUGGGGCGAACUGGGACCAGGGCAGUUCUUCCUUCGUCUUGGGGGUCUCUGGUUAGUCACUUUCACGGUUCUUGGAGUUCCAAUUGCAGCUGCGAGCUUCGAUCCUUCAAGGGAACCUCUGAGAUUUGUGCUAGCUGCUGGAACAGGAACUCUUUUCCUUGUAUCACUAAUUGUCUUGCGAAUAUAUCUGGGAUGGAGUUAUGUAGGCGAUAGACUUCUAUCAGCAGUGAUACCAUAUGAAGAAAGUGGGUGGUAUGAUGGACAAAUGUGGGUAAAGCCACCAGAGGUCCUAGCUCGUGAUAGGCUAUUGGGUGCUUACAAGGUUAAACCAGUCAUCAAAUUGCUAAAACAAACACUGGUAGGAACUGGAGCUUUACUUGUGACAUCAGUGUUGUUGUUUAUCUUUGCCACACCAGUGGAGCAUUUCUUUCAGGCCACCUUUUCCACAAAAGAGAAUCCCUUUACUGUUCCAGUUGAGAAGACUGAAAAAAAGUUUAACAUAAGAAAAGAGGAGCUGCUUCAGUUGCCAGUGGAGGUCAAGUCUGAUGAUGAUUUGGCGGCAGCAGCUGCUGAGGCUGCUGAUGGAAGACCUGUCUACUGUAGAGAUAGAUAUUAUCGUGCGUUGGCAGGUGGACAGUACUGCAAAUGGGAAGAUCUGCUGAAGUAAAAGAAAAUAAGGAGGAUAGAUUAAUCUGUAAUUUGCAUUCACAGGAACACUUCUUAAAAGUUCAGUGUUCUAUGACAUUUGUUUAAUGAAACCAAUUGGAUGAUUUAAGAUAAA
Molecule: messenger RNA, 1210 nt
Organism: Mangifera indica (mango)
Lineage: Eukaryota; Viridiplantae; Streptophyta; Magnoliopsida; Sapindales; Anacardiaceae
Product: protein CONSERVED IN THE GREEN LINEAGE AND DIATOMS 27, chloroplastic
Exons: 7
Coding region: 164-1096 (310 amino acids)
Source: RefSeq, a predicted model, not a curated record